AUGGACCCGAUUGAUCUCUUGAUCGCCCAUAUUCGCUACUCGACGCCCCUUCCUAGCUUCUUAGAUAUCCCCCUUCGACAGAAGACCUCGACCAUGUCCGUCCCGCUCGACCGUCAAAAAUCCCCCACGGUCCAGCAUUUGCAGAGUUAUGAUCGGGCCAUGUGCGAAGCCACUCUCGGGACCACGCCAUCUUCGUCAUCUUCUCCCUCCUCGUCGUCCAACUCCAAGUCCAACUCUGAUUCUUCGGCUCCUCCUCCUCCUUUUCAUACCAACCCUACCAAGCCGGGAGGUGUCAAGUCCAAAUUGAGUCUCGGGCUCGGACUGGGAUUUGGGAAGACGAAGUCGAAGUCGAACGAAUCAGAGGGCGCUGCGCAGACUGGUCAGGAAGCCGAAGGAUACCCGGAAUCGAAGCUGGUGAAAGCAGCAGGAUCGAACACCCAAUCACCUUCAGACUCACACCCAACCUCACCCGGGGCGCUCAUCUCCCAACCCCCCAAAGACCGACCCUCCCACAACCAAAACAAUCCAGUUUCGAUCUCCCAGGCUCAUCCGGAUGACAUAAAGAAAUCCUUGACCACCUUCGAAGACCCCCUCGGUCUCGGGUUGGAGACGUUGCCGACGACCGAACAUGCGGACAAGAUGGUCAAGAAGGGGGAGAGGAAGAUCAGGUUGGGGAGUUUGUUACAUAGUGGGAAGCUGGUGAGUCGGAUCACAAGUCUUUAUAAAAGUUUUAAGGCAUACUACGUCAGAGGUCUGGGAAGGGCGUUGAAGGCUGACCGAUGGGACUUUCGUCGUUGA
This is a messenger RNA of Filobasidium floriforme, 798 nucleotides long. RefSeq lists its product as uncharacterized. The transcript is spliced from 4 exons. The coding region runs from base 1 to 798 and encodes 265 amino acids. The record is from RefSeq and is a predicted model, not a curated record. Lineage: Eukaryota; Fungi; Basidiomycota; Tremellomycetes; Filobasidiales; Filobasidiaceae.